Messenger RNA from Eremomyces bilateralis CBS 781.70, 3799 nucleotides. Its product is annotated as transcription elongation factor Spt5. The record is from RefSeq and is a predicted model, not a curated record. Lineage: Eukaryota; Fungi; Ascomycota; Dothideomycetes; Eremomycetales; Eremomycetaceae. Gene Ontology annotation, cellular component: DSIF complex. Gene Ontology annotation, molecular function: mRNA binding. The transcript has 4 exons. Gene Ontology annotation, biological process: regulation of transcription by RNA polymerase II; regulation of DNA-templated transcription elongation; transcription elongation by RNA polymerase II. The coding region runs from base 226 to 3525 and encodes 1099 amino acids.
AACUGCAAGCCUCCAAGCAACAACUUUCACAGCAGUUCAAGACAUGAACGGGAACUUGUCCUUCACACCUAUCGUCGCACUCGCUCCUCUCUGCUCACUGCUUCUCCCUUCUUUCUUUCUUACGUUUUCUUCACAUGGCCUCUUCCUGCGCUGCCUGAUACUUUAAUCUCUUUAUCACUUGUCCUUUGAUCAUAUCUCACUCGCUCAUCCCUCGAACCAUUAGUCAUGUCCGCGCUCUAUAACCAGGACUUUGGCUCCGGCACCGAAUCCGAUGAUGACGACUUCAAUCCUGCUCCCCCAGUUGAGUCGGACAAUGAGGAUGCCGGAAACGGGUCGGAUGACCAGUCGAGGUCAGCACGGGAACCAUCAAAAGUGGAUGACGACGACGAGGAUGUUGCGGCACCCAGGCCAUCCAGAUUUAGUAAAUCCGCCUCUCCAGUAGUACGGGAGGCGGAUGACGAAGACGAGGAACGCGAGGAGCGCGACACCAAGGAUGUAGAUGAGGACGAUGAAGACCGUGGCGGAGACGCGGCCGAAGGAGACGACGAUGAAGAAGACGAUGACGAGGAUGGUGAUGAGGAGGAUGAUGUCGUAGCAGGCCGACCUAGGAAACGAAGGAGGCGAGAUCCACGCCUACAAUUCAUCGACGAAGAGGCGGAAGUCGACGAUGAGGAAGACGAAGAUGAGAUCGAGGAAGACGAUAUUGGAGACGAACCUCAUCCGGAUGAUAACCUCGAGCUCAACUUAGGAGGCGUCGACGAUGACCGCCACCACCGACAAUUGGACCGACAACGCGAUCUCAUGGCGAGCUUGGACGCGGAAAAACAAGCCGAGGAAUGGCGACAGAAAUACGGAAAGCAGAGUCGCAUGGCGAUGGAUGAUGUCGUCGUUCCGCAACGUCUUUUACUCCCGACCGUGGACGAUCCGUCGAUAUGGGCCGUCCGGUGCAGAGAAGGCAAAGAGAAAGAGGUGGUCCUAUCGGUCAUGAGGCGAUGGGACAGCCGACUCAAUACCCGGGAACCGAUUCCUCUGAUCUCGGCCUUUUCGCGUGGGGACCUGAUGGCGGGCCACAUCUACAUCGAAGCGAGACGGCAAGACGAUGUAUUCUUGGCAACCGACGGUCUCCAAGACUGCUACCCGCGAUCGAAAUGCAUGCUAAUCCCGAUCAACGAGAUGCCCGGUCUGCUUCGAGUGCAGAAGUCAAAGUCCUUGGAGCCUGGAAUGUACGUGCGAAUCAAACGAGGCCUCUACGCUGGCGAUUUAGCCCAGGUGGAAGAGGUCGAGACGAAUGGGCUGGAAGUGCAACUCCGUCUCAUUCCUCGCCUCAACUAUGGUAUCACCGAGGAUCCCAACGCCCCGGCAGGCGACGCGAAGCGCAAGCGAUUCGGUGUCAAGAAAGGUCCGACCGCAGCAUCCAGGCCGCCUCAACGCCUGUUCAGCGAACACGAAGCUCGCAAGAAAAACGCGAAAUACUUGGGAGCUGCCAAGGGUCUGCAACGGAAUGCCAUCUCCUACAUGAACGACACGUACAUCGACGGAUUUUUGCUCAAGGACUUCAAACUGCAGCAUAUCCAGACCGAAAACGUCAAUCCCACGUUGGAGGAAGUCACCAAGUUCGCCGCGGGAGCCGAGGACGGUACCGAAAACCUCGAUCUCCAAGCCAUUGCAGCCACCUUGAAAGCCACGCAGGAUGCAUCGAGCUACGCUUCGGGUGAUAUCGUGGAAAUCUAUCAAGGCGAGCAAUCCGGUCUCGUGGGCAAGGUCGCAACCGUGCACGGGGACAUCGUCAGUCUGGACAUUAUGGAAGGCGGAAAACCUGGCAUGAGAAUCGAUGCGCCGGUCAAGGACCUACGGAAGAAAUUUGUUGAGGGCGAUCAUGUCAAGGUCAUCGGUGGAAGCAAAUACCACGAUGAAGCAGGAAUGGUUGUUCGAAUCAUCAAGGACCGGGUGACGCUGCUCACGGACUCGAACAGUCAGGAGAUUACAGUCUUCAGCAAGGAUCUUCGCAAAGCAGCAGAUUCCGGCGUCUCAACCGUGUCGUCCAAGUACGAUCUGUAUGACUUGGUGCAGCUUGAUGCCACCACGGUCGCCUGCGUUAUCAAAGCCGAUCGUGAAUCGAUCCGUGUCCUCGACCAAAAUGGUUCCGUUCGCACGCUGCUGCCUUCAAGCAUCUCGAACAAGAUUGAUCGACGUCGGAAUGCUGUCGCUACCGACCGAGAAGGGUCCGAAAUCCGAACCGACGAUACCGUGAAGGAGUAUAGCGGCGAGCAAAAGCAGGGAUCGGUCCUGCACAUCCAUCGGAACAACCUCUUCUGCCAGAAUCGAACGCAGGCCGAAAAUGCAGGUGUGUUUGUCGUUCGCAGCCUGAACGUCACCACGGUUGCCGCCAAGGGAGGGCGGGUUAAUGCCGGUCCUGACCUGUCGAAGAUGAACCCUGCCCUUCAACGAAACGGAAGCCCAAAUGGCGCGCCAAUGAUGCCGCCGCCGAGGACCAUGGGUCGCGAUCGGAUGAUCGGUCAGACGGUCUCCAUUCGAAAAGGCCCUCACAAAGGCCUACUCGGCAUCGUCAAGGACGCAACCGAUACGAUGGCCCGGGUUGAACUACACACCAAGAGCAAAACCGUCUCCGUUAGCAAAGACAUGCUCUUGAUUCGAGACUCUGAGAGCGGCAAGGCACUGCCACGAGCAGGUGCUGGCGGGUUCGGCAGGACCCCUAUCAGGUAUGGCAACACUCCGUCUCGUGUGCCAGACGGAGCUUGGUCGGGAAGCCGAACUCCCGCGGGUGCUGGCGGUGGCCAAACACCUGCUUGGGGUAUGAGGAGCGCUGGAGAUAUACCAGCAUGGAAGAGGCAUGAUGGCGGAAUGACACCGUCCCCGUGGAACUCUUCUUCGCGAACACCGGCUUAUUCCCGUGAUGAUGGUGGAAGGACGGCCUAUGCUCGGGAGGAUGGGGGCAGGACGGCUUACGCCCGGGAUGAUGGCGGCAGGACGGCGUAUGGUGGCAGCGGUGGCAGCGGCGGAAGUUGGGGUGCCUCUUCCCGUACACCCCACGGCGCCCACGGCUUCUCCUCCAGCAAUACCUGGAACGAUGGCUCUCGCACCCCAGCCUACAAUUCCGGCUCCCGUACCCCAGCUCCUCAUCAUGCUUCCACCCCCGGCGUCACCGCUCCGACCCCUGGUGAUAGCGCCCCGACCCCCGGUGAUGGUAUUGGCUACACUCCUGCUAUAUCCGCUCCAACUCCCGGCGACCACUAUAACGACCGAUAUGGCGCGCCGACUCCCAGUGACCGGUACAGCGCCGCGACGCCUGCCGAUCAUUUCAACGCGCCCACGCCUGCUGCCCCGGCCGACCAUCCGACUCCGAGGUAUGGACAGACACCUGCGGUCGGUGCGCCGACGCCCGGGGCUUACGCGGCGCCCACUCCCGGAGCGUAUGGAGCGCCCACGCCAGGAGUAUUUGCAGCGGAGACACCGGGUGGCUGGGGAGGGGCGGGAAGUCCCGACGAUGACCCCAGAUAUGAGUAAUUUGCGGACUGGUUAGGGAAACGCGCUCGUCGGCGCUUCAACGGGAUGGGAUAAUUGGGAUGCCUUGAAACUUUGAAAGGAUGGGGCACGGGCUCGAAAAGGCUCAUUAUACAUUAGGACAAUGGAGAAAGUCUAGACUAGCCCGUCCUUGGUGCAAUGGAUCCGUGAUUGUUGAACUGAUUCCCGCCAGCGAAUCUUCCUAAUUGUGGUUUAUAUGCACAUGAGUUCAUAGUUUGCUUAUUUUAACCUGAUGAAACCUAACCAGUAACCAGUC